Molecule: messenger RNA, 491 nt
Organism: Aspergillus costaricaensis CBS 115574
Lineage: Eukaryota; Fungi; Ascomycota; Eurotiomycetes; Eurotiales; Aspergillaceae
Exons: 3
Coding region: 250-453 (67 amino acids)
Source: RefSeq, a predicted model, not a curated record
GCAAUAUCGCGAUGUUAGUCGCUAGGAGAUCGGAGUUGCUGGAAAGGCGGGAUCGACCCUCGAAGUUACUCCGAGCCGAGAUCGUCAUGUCAACUAUCUAUCACGGCUCUCGAUGGCCUUUCUCCACCUCCCUCUCAGCUUCCUGCUGACAAUCAGCUUAUCACUGCCACCUCGCCUUCUCGUGUCCAUUGCUCCUGUGAAUCCCUCGAUCUUGCAGUCGGCUGGAGCCGUGGAUCCUGCGCAGAUCCAAUGGUUCAUGCAGCUAAAGUGACAGUGUCCUUUCUCAUCUGCCUAACAUCUCCACUCUUUGCAGAGUACGCUGUCUUGCUACCACGAGCUGGUCUACCUAAUUACUUGGUCCGUUUGCUAUUUUCUUUUUCACAAUGGCCAGCGAUGCUGAGCCGUAUGGGUCCAUUGCUGCAUCGAUGCCAGAGUCCGAUACGGCUUUGGUGAUGAUUCUGUUGAGGAUCAACGUGAGUAGAGCAGAGCAC